Messenger RNA from Eufriesea mexicana, 854 nucleotides. Its product is annotated as circadian clock-controlled protein. Gene Ontology annotation, biological process: multicellular organismal reproductive process. The record is from RefSeq and is a predicted model, not a curated record. The coding region runs from base 49 to 792 and encodes 247 amino acids. The transcript is spliced from 5 exons. Lineage: Eukaryota; Metazoa; Arthropoda; Insecta; Hymenoptera; Apidae.
GCUUAUAAUUGGCUAAGCUAGCUGGAAGAUUUUUAACCGAAGCACACCAUGUCGUUCCACACCGUCCUCGCGCUGGCUGUCUCGCUGUGCGCUGUCGUCGUCGUCGCCGGGGAUUAUCAGCUUCCUGAAACCGUGAAAACCUGCAACAGGGAUUCCGAUGAUUUCUCAUCGUGUUUGAGGCUCGCCAUCCAAGAAGCAUGGCCGACCUUCGUCAAAGGAUUGCCGGAUUUCGACAUGCCCCCCUUGGACCCCUAUUAUACCGACUCCCAUUCCAUUGAACACGAAAGCGGCCAACUUCGUGGAAAAAUUAUAGCCACGGAUGUUCGAACAUACGGCCUUGCCAAAGCACGAUUUUUGUCCGUGAAACCGGAAAUGGCCGAUGACUUCUUCCGGCUGGAAAUUGACGUCGAUAUAUCGAAGAUAUUAAUCGAUGGCGACUAUAAAGCUGAGGGCUCUCUGGGUGCCUUUAAAAUUGGUGGCAAAGGGUUCUUCAACGUCAGCUUGGAAGAUGUGAGAUGCACGUGGGACAUCUCCGGCCAUGUCGCGGACGACAGAUGGGUCGUGGAGCACUUCAAAAUGGUGCCCACGGUCGGGAACAUGCGGAUCUGGUUCAGCGAUCUCUUCAACGGCAACGAAGACCUAAAUCACGCUGCACUGGUCUUCAUCAACGAAUAUUGGCCCCUGGUAUACCGGGGAAUGUUACCAAAGAUGAUGAAUACCUGGGACGAGUACCUAACCGAAUUCACCAAUCGUUUCUUCUCGAAGAUACCCUUCUCCACAGUGUUUCCAUGAAACACGAUGCUAGUAAUAAAAUAAUCACAAAAGAACAAAAAAAAAAAAAGAAAUGAAUGAAA